Drosophila serrata is the source of this 1810-nucleotide messenger RNA. RefSeq lists its product as uncharacterized. The record is from RefSeq and is a predicted model, not a curated record. Gene Ontology annotation, molecular function: protein binding. NCBI's taxonomy places the organism in Eukaryota, Metazoa, Arthropoda, Insecta, Diptera, Drosophilidae.
UUGCCAUAGCAAGCGCUUCGAAAAUGACGAAUCAUUAAUUCCAGUUGAAGAAAGUUAUGGUCGUGGCCAGCAUAUGGCUCUGCAAUGUAUCGUAAAGCCCAAGAUGUGGUUGGGUCUUAAGCAGAUCCUGCUCUACGUGGGUCUCCUGCUCUGCGUCCUCCUUCAGGUGUGCAGGAGCAAGACCCAGCUACAAAUGUACUGCCCCACCGUUUGCCACUGCGAUCUCCACGCCCAACGAAAUCGGGCAAUAUGCAGUGCCAAGCGCUUGAUAAGCGCCAAUAUAGAAAUGCCAAAGACAGUUGAAUUGUUGGAUUUGAGUUACAAUGAUAUAACCAGCAUUGACGAUGACUCCUUCAAGACCACCAUUCACCUGCUAAACCUUACCCUAGCCCACAAUGCCAUUAGCACCUUGUAUGGCGAUGCCUUUGCGGAGCUGCAUCGCCUUCGGUAUCUGGAUCUUUCCUAUAACCGCCUGGAGCAAAUCGAUGAGCAUAUUCUGGAGGCUAAUGGCCAACUGAUUCACCUCAAUCUGGAGGGCAAUAAGCUGACCACCCUGGGCAGUGGUCCCAUAUUGAGGAGUCCUUCGCUUCGCUCACUCAAUCUGCGCAAUUCCCAGGUAAACCAAUUGGGAUUGGUACUCCUAAGUGCCCUGCCCCAACUACGCCAACUGGACUUGGCCCAGAACCUUCUGCUGACUCUAAGUCCUGGGGAUUUCCAUGCUCCUCGAUAUCUUGCCUCGCUAAAUGUGGAGGAAAAUCCCUUCAAUUGCGAUCGGGCUUUGGCCAAAGUGGCAACCGGAUUAAGGCAGCGUGGAGUGGCGCUCUUCAUGAGCGACUGCGUGGAGGAGGAGCAGGUGGAGUCGAAUCAAUCGGCGGAGAUGGUGGAAAUCAAGGAGACGGCCACCAUGAAGUUCGAGCGUAUGGAGCAUGUGGAGCCCAGUACCCAGGGACCUCAGUCUGUGCUGGAAAUCUGGCGGGAACUGGACUCCAGUGAGGAGGACAGCAGCGAUGAGGAGGAGGCCAACGGUCAGAUGUCCUCGCUCAGCGACGUUUGUGAGGGAAGUCGCGAGAAGCUGUGCCUGCGUUACCGCACCUGUUUGGAGCGUGUGAGCCACGAACUCCUGGCUGGCGGAAAUUCCAAGCUGGACGACAGCAUGGAACGCACACACACCUACGACGAGGAUGACCUUAAGCUGGCCUUCAUUGUGGGUGGAGCCACCGGCGUUUGCAUGGUCAUCUUUAUCAUCACCUUUGCCCUAUGUCUCAAGAGUUGCUGCGAGAUGCGCAAGAAAAAGAGCAACGAGGAGGUGACCGAUGGGGAUUCAGCCCCCCUGGACCCCUCCCAGGAGAACCUGCCCACCAUUCACACCUGGACGCCGCAGCGGUCACGUCAUCCAAGGCGCUCGAAUCCACAGCGCCCCCAUAGCUCCUCGUCGCGCGCCAUUGUCCGGCAGCCAUACGGACCGCAGGAUAACUUUGUGAACCGCCUGUUUGGUCGACCGGCAAGGAGUCAGUACUACCGGACCAUCAAUCAGAAUACAGCCACGCUCAUCCGGCGGUUGAGUCGGAGCAACCUCUUCAGCAGUCGGGAUCGGGAGCCGGUCACGCCAACCACGCCGGCACCAACUUCCACGACCCGAUUCUACACGGAUGUGGUGGAACGAGGAGCGGCCAGGCCGGAGACACCGCCUCCAAAUUAUGGGGACGUGGUGGUUAUCGAUAAUUGUGAUACGAGUAACAAGUGAUGUCGCCCCACCAAUUCGCCCUUUAUAGUUUUUAAGUAUAAUUUACCUCAUUUUAAAUAUUUUAAA